Molecule: messenger RNA, 1452 nt
Organism: Pyricularia pennisetigena
Lineage: Eukaryota; Fungi; Ascomycota; Sordariomycetes; Magnaporthales; Pyriculariaceae
Exons: 2
Coding region: 1-1452 (483 amino acids)
Source: RefSeq, a predicted model, not a curated record
AUGAAGUCCAACACCUUCUUCGUCGCCAUCCUUCCCGCCCUUAUCCAGGGUCUCGUCAUCCAAGAGCGUGCCGAGGGUGAAAACAUCCAAACCUUCAAAGGCAACCUGGGCGGCACCGCUCCUCCAGUCAUCAAGGGCAACGGCAACCGCCCCUUCUCGGUCGAUGGCGACACAUUUGUCAACGCCGGAGCCGCCCUGCAGCGAUCCUGCGACAGGCAGAAGAACGCUUGCGCCACUGCGGUCAACAGCAAGCAGCUUCAAGCCAGCGUUGCCGAUUGCGAGAAGCAGCAGAAGGAUUGCAACGCCGAAGCCAAGAACAACAACGGCGGCGGCGGCGGCGGCGGGCAGGCGGCCGCCGCCGCCAGUGAAAAGCUGGUAGUCGCAGAGAACAAGGCUGGUGCCGGAGACGCAAACGGAGGAACGGCAGGCGCUGGUGGUGAGGCCAAGAAGGACGAAAAGGCCCAGACCGGUAACGAUGCAAACAACAAGGCUGGUGGUGGUGAAGCCAAAAAGGAGGAAAAGGCCCAGACCGGUAACGAUGCAAACAACAAGGCUGGUGGUGGUGAAGCCAAAAAAGAGGAAAAGGCCCAGACCGGUAACGACGCAAACAACAAAGCUGGUGCCGGAAACGCAAACGGAGGAACGGCAAACGCUGGUGGUGAAGCCAAGAAGGAUGAAAAGGCCCAGACCGGUAAUGACGCAAACAACAAAGCUGGUGCCGGAAACGCAAACGGAGGAACGGCAAACGCUGGUGGUGAAGCCAAGAAGGAGGAAAAGGCCCAGACCGGUAACGAUGCAAACAACAAGGCUGGCGGUGGUGAAGCCAAAAAGGAGGAAAAGGCUCAGACCGGUAACGACGCAAACAACAAGGCUGGUGAGGGAGCCGGAGCUGAGGCAAACAAGGAGGGCAAAGGAAAGGAUGCCAAAGGAAAAGACGCCAAGGGAAAGGAUGCCAAAGGAAAGGAUGCCAAGGGAAAGGAUGCCAAAGCAAAAGAGAAGGAGGUCAAGGCAAAAGAAAAGAAGAUGAAACAUGAUCAAAAGAUGAAGGAGAAGGCUGCCAAAAAAAAGGCUGAAAAGGAUAAGGCUGCCAACGAAAAGGCUGCUAAAGAAAAGGCUGCUAAAGAAAAGGCUGGCAAGGAUAAUGCAGCCGCGGGCAAAGACAAUGCCAACGCUGGGAAAGACAACGCCAACGCCGGUAAGGAUAAUGCCGCCGAUGCCAAGAAGAACGAGAACGCCAACAAAAAUGAGGCCGACAAAAAUGGUGCGGGUGGAAACGACAAGGCCGCCGAAGGUGCAAACGCAGGAACAGCAGGCGCUGGUGCCGAAGCCAAAAAGAACGAGCAGGCUCAAGGCGGCGAGGCCAACAAGGUCACCAGGCGCUCGCGUACCGUCAGCGGCCGCGGCAGGCUUGCUAUCAGGGCCGCUGCUGCCCGCGCUGCUGCCCAGAAAUAA